CAUAGUUCAACUUAAGUUGCAUUAUAUUCCCAAUAAAGCUAUCAAAACAGUAAGGAAACAAAAUGAAAAUAGUUUUGUUAUUUUUAGUUUUUGCUAUUGUUGAAUUUGGGAAAGAUGUAGAAAGUUACAGAAUUUUGGGCGUAUUGCCUAUGGCUGGUAAAAGCGUAAAUAUAUUGUACAACAGAUUAAUGACAGGAUUAGCCGAUGCUGGGCACGAUGUUACUGUUAUAGGUGCAUACGAAAAUAAACGUAAAAUUAAAAAUGGUACUUUUACUGAUAUCUUGCUCACCGGAUUUGUUGAGCGAUAUGAAGCUAUGCUGAAUGCAUUUGACAUGUUCGGCACCCCUACAACUUCGCCCAUUUGGGAAAAUUAUAAACUUCACAAAUUAUUUAUUCACACCCACAAUGAUACCUUUUGGCACCCAAACGUGCAAACAUUUCUGAAAGAAAAUCACAAAUUCGAUUUAGUGAUAACAGAGUAUUUAUGGAACGAUUCCCUUCUAGGAUUUGCCGCAAUUUAUAAUUGCCCGUUGGUCGUUUUUACUAGCAUGGGUGGCGUUAAUCCUUGGGUAAACGAAAUGGUUGGUAAUCCUAUGCCCAUUUCGUAUGUGCCGCACUUUCACGCUGAUAAAGGUGCUUUCAAAGAUAUGGGAUUUUUAAAGAGAGUACAUAAUUUCUUGUACUAUUUAUAUGAUCCGAUACACAAUUAUUUUAUUAGCUGGCCAGAUCAUAGUGAGAUAGUGAAAGGCGUAUUUAAAAAUCCUCCAGAUGUAGCUGCACUCUACUAUAGUCCAUCCCUAAUAUUGUUAGGUUCUCAUUCCAGUUUGCGUCAAGCUGUACCAUUGGCACCAAAUAUAGUUGAAAUUGGUGGGUUCCACAUUGAACCCCCUAAAAAAUUAUCUAAAGACUUACAGGACUACUUGGAUGGAGCUAAAGAUGGUGUCAUUUACUUUAGCAUGGGGUCACAUGUCAAGAGCAAAGAUUUUAGCGAAGAAAAGAAAAAAAUAUUUCUGGACGUAUUUGGUGAGUUGAAAUUGAAAGUUUUGUGGAAAUUUGAAGAUGAAGUAUUGCCUGGAAAACCAGAUAAUGUUCGCAUAAGGAAAUGGUUGCCCCAAAUGGAUAUUUUAGCCCAUCCAAAUAUCAAAUUAUUCAUCACCCAUGGUGGUUAUGGUAGUACUUUAGAAACCGUUUAUCAUGGAAAACCAGCACUCAUGAUACCAGUAUUCGGUGAUCAAUUGAGCAACGCUCAAGAAGCGACACAUCAAGGCUACGCCCUAAGUAUCCCAUAUAACGACAAAAACUUUUCAAAUGCUACCAUGUCUUACAUGAUCAAUGAAAUGCUGACUAAUGCAAAAUACACAGAGCGGGCCAGAGCUAUUUCGCGAAUUUUCCAUGACAGACCCAUGAAACCUUUAAAAACUGCCAUUUAUUGGAUAGAGUAUGUCAUUAGACAUAAGGGUGCUGAUCAUUUGAAACUGGCUGGGAGAAGGCUGCCUUGGUACAAGUUUUAUAUGGUGGAUGUGAUUGUAUUUUUGAUUUCAGUACUGGCUGCUGUAAUUUAUAUGCCUGUACGAUUAGUUAAAAGUUUGAUGAGGAUUAAGGAUACUAAAGUAAAACGAAGUUAGUGAAAUGUAGAUUUUAAGUAAAUGUUUUCGAUAUGAA
Messenger RNA from Ceutorhynchus assimilis (cabbage seed weevil), 1662 nucleotides. The record is from the annotation of a GenBank genome assembly. NCBI's taxonomy places the organism in Eukaryota, Metazoa, Arthropoda, Insecta, Coleoptera, Curculionidae.